GAGAGUCCUAGCGGUAUGAACAAAAUAAGUUUCAUGCUCAUGGGAAAAACAGGAAAUUCAGAUGACUUCAUUUCCAAAAUACCGAGAUGGAUGAAAACACCAGAUCACAGUGGACGCAACAUAGUCAGGACGUCUGAAUUUCUCAACCGAUAUACAAAGAUAAAGAAAGGUCGCGAGGAGCUUUGCAGAACUCUCAUCAGUGUAGUCCUAGAGGAUGAAUCAGACAAGAGUGAAAGCACUGAAGAUGCGAAAUUUGAUGAUAAAAUUCAAUACGUGCUUGACAUGCUGUCCUUGGGUUCUAUGGAAAAUUUAUGGAUGGAGAGAAUCUUGAACCGGGUACCAGGUCAGCUGAAGGUGUCAACAAGAUCAAUUCAGGUUCUCACAGAAGAAAUUAAAGAUGAUUAUAGGCUGAGUUCUAAGAAAGCUAUAGUGAAUUUUGUGCUGCAUGACUGGAGAGAGAAAGUACAGAAAGAGGACACACUUCCACUUCACAGACAAGAGAUGGCAGUUAUUCCCAAGCCAUGGGAGGCAUCUUUCCAUCAGGCGCUAAAAUCGAUGAGCCAGAAUCUCCAUUUCAUCAACCCCCUCAUGCAGUCUGUGAUCAAUCUGUGGCAUACCUUCUACGAGAAUUUGCGUCUUCUCGAUGUAACAGAGUUCCAGUCCAGAGAAAAGGCUUUGGAGCUUGCUGGCUUUCAGCAAAUUGUCACCCGACACAUUGAAAGUGCUCAGGCCACUCUGCUUCACAAGUGGUUUCCUGAGGUGCAACAAAUUUACUACCAUGGAAGCCAGUCCAACUUGGUACCCAAAACUACUGAGCGAUCGCGGCUGCAGUCGUUCUUCAACUGCGCAGCUGCUCUAAUGUCUUCCCAGCUUCAGGAGAUGGCUGUGGAGUCUAUUAAUGAGUACACGGACCUCAUAGUUCCAGAUCCACAUUCAGCAAACCCCUAUAAGCAUCCUGGAUUUGUUCUGCGACUGAUCCUGAGGCAGAACAAGAUAAUACUUGAGCCAGAAUUUAAUGCCUUUGAGGCCAUUUUGCUGAAUGUCUACGAUGCUAUGUUGACAUGCAUCAGCUCGGUGCCUCGAGUCGAGACAGACAUGUACACGAAAUGGCCAGGCACUGAGCAUACCACAAUCCUGAAACCCAUCAUCCCGCCUGAGAUUGUGCAGGAAGGAAAGGACGGAAUUCAGAGGAUGAUACGUGAGGAGAAAACUUUGCCAAGUGAGCAUGUGCACAUGUAUGACAAAUUUGCUCCGCUGGUAUCGAAAGUGGCUGAAGAGGAGGUAGAACAGUUCCUGUUGGAGGAUCAUUCCUACCAGGACUUAAUGACGGAGGUGACACGCUACCAGGAGCUGGCUGAUGAGAUUCAGUGUGACUGUGGCAAGAUUGUACGCUUCGGUAUGUUCGAAGUGCACUGCCAGCAGCUUAUCCGUGUACUAGUGAAGCGUGCGGAAGGACUCAGGAAGAAACUGGUCACCCGUCUACUGAAGGACCACCAGAAUUGCAGUAAAAAAUUAUGUGAAGACUUUGAGGAGAUUGAAUCACAAGCCAUUAGCAUUCCUCCAAACACACACAAGCUCAUUGCUCUUGAGAACUACAUCAACAAUGUUAAAACUGAGGAGAUGCCCAACCUGCAGCUCCAGUUGAAUGAUUCCAUUAUUCGUAUGUCCUUUUUGGCUGGUUAUGGGUUUUCUGCACUGGACAUAAACCUAAACAAAAAGACCUUCCAGUGGUACAUGAAAAUGCCUUCCAUCUUAUCCAAGCACGAAGAGAUUGUUAAGGAAAAGACUGUGGAAUUCCAGGCUUUACUUACGCUGCGGUGCGAGCAGCUCGUGGAAGAACUGGAAGGCUAUGCCAAGGAUGUGGAAGAUUUUACCGCUUACGGGGACAUGUCCGAACUCAGCACGUAUCUAAAAAAGGCUCAGAUGCUCAAUUCCAAGCUGGAUGCUGCCAUGGAGCAAAUUGAGGGCUUUAAUGUGGAAGAAGAAGCCUUUGGAUGGCCCCUCACCCAGUACCCUCUACACAAGAUAGUCCAAGACCAGCUGCUCCCCUACCUUAACUUGUAUCAGACCGCUACUGACUUUCAGUCUGAUCACCAUCGGUGGCUUCAUGGCACUCUCAUGUCUGUCAACCCAGACAAGGUGGAGGGUGAUGUCAGCAACUACUGGCGCUCAUUUAACAAACUGGAAAGAGGUUUACAUGACUCACCUUUCGCUCUUAACCUCAUUUCCGAAGUCAAAGUUCAAAUAGAGGACUUCAAGCAGCACAUCCCCUUAGUUCAGGUGCUGUGUAAUCCAGGCUUGCGGGACCGUCACUGGGAUGCCAUGUCAGCCGUGGUGGGUUUCCCCCUGAAGCCUUCAGAACAGGAUGCCCAUAUGUCCCACUUCAUUUCCAUGAACCUUGCAGUCCACUUGCCCAAAUUCGAGGGCAUCAACGAAGCAGCCAGCAAAGAGUAUUCACUGGAGAAGGCCAUGGAGCGCAUGAUUGAGGAAUGGGUAGAUAUUAAGUUCAACCUGCUGCCCUACCGCGAGUCUGGGACGUCUAUUCUAUCCUCAGUGGAUGAGAUACAGAUGCUGCUGGAUGACCAUAUAGUCAAGACACAGACGAUGCGCGGCUCGGCCUUCAUUAAACCCUUCGAGACAGAGAUACUAGACUGGGAGCGCAAGCUGCUGCUGAUGCAGAAUAUUUUAGACGAGUGGCUAAAGGUGCAGUCCACGUGGCUUUACCUGGAGCCCAUUUUCAGUUCUCCAGACAUAAUGGCCCAGAUGCCAGAAGAGGGUUCUUCCUUUACCACGGUGGAUAAAACCUGGAGGGAGAUCAUGGAAAAAGUCAGCCUGGACAACCAUGUCCUGGCUGUGGUAGGCAUCAAUAAGAUGUUGGAGAAGCUUCAGAAGAGCACCGAGCUCCUGGAGCUUAUCCUGAAAGGCCUGAACAUAUACCUGGAAAAGAAGAGACUGUUUUUCCCUCGCUUCUUCUUUCUGUCCAACGAUGAACUGCUGGAGAUUCUUUCUGAGACGAAGGACCCAACAAGAGUGCAGCCUCAUCUUAAGAAGUGUUUUGAGGGCAUUGGCAGCGUUGUGUUCACUGACGAGCUGGAUAUCACUCACAUUAAGAGCAGCGAGGGUGAGGUGGUUGAACUGAUUGACAUCAUCUCUACUUCUGAAGCCCACGGCCAGGUCGAGAAAUGGCUCAGAGAGCUGGAGAGUGGCAUGCUGACUUCAAUACACAAGGUGAUAGCCGAGGCAGUUGAGGCAUAUGAUAAAGAGCUACGGAUCAAGUGGGUGAGAGCCUGGCCAGGUCAGGCAGUACUGUGUGUGUCUCAGGUAUACUGGACCAAACACAUCCAUGAAUCCUUUGCAAAGGGACCGCAGGCACUGGAGGCUUAUUUGGAUCAAAACAACAAACAGAUCGAGGACAUAGUGGCGCUGGUGCGUGGGAAACUCUCCAAACAGAACCGAGUGACUCUGGGAGCACUUGUUGUGCUGGACGUGCAUGCACGUGACGUCUUGGCCUCGCUUGUCCGUCAAGGUGUAGAUGAUGAGAACAACUUCGAGUGGCUCAGCCAGCUACGUUAUUACUGGAUGGAGGAACAACUCCAGACCAAAAUGAUUAACGCAGGCCUAGCUUAUGGCUAUGAGUACCUGGGUAACACACCUCGUCUUGUCAUCACCCCUCUCACCGAUCGGUGCUACAGAACCCUUUUUGGAGCACUGCACCUGCAUUUAGGAGGAGCUCCUGAAGGCCCAGCAGGUACAGGGAAGACCGAGACGACUAAAGAUCUGGCCAAGGCUGUGGCUAAGCAGUGUGUUGUCUUCAACUGCUCUGAUGGCCUUGAUUACAUCGCCCUGGGAAAGUUCUUUAAGGGCUUGCUAGCUUGUGGUGCGUGGGCGUGCUUUGACGAGUUCAACCGAAUUGACCUGGAGGUGCUGUCUGUGGUGGCACAACAAAUUUUCACCAUUCAGAGAGGGAUUGCCACUCAUUCUGAGAUGCUGGUGUUUGAGGGGACGGAGUUAAGGCUCGACCCGACCUGUGCUGUCUUCAUCACUAUGAACCCGGGAUACGCUGGACGCUCUGAACUGCCUGAUAAUUUGAAGGCCCUGUUCCGCCCCGUGGCCAUGAUGGUGCCUAAUUAUGCCCUGAUUGCUGAGAUUGUGCUCUACUCUUGUGGUUUUGUAACUGCUCGUCCGCUUUCUGUGAAGAUUGUGGCAACAUAUCGCCUCUGCUCUGAGCAGCUGUCCUCUCAGAGUCACUAUGAUUACGGUAUGAGAGCCGUCAAAUCCGUCCUGACUGCUGCAGGAAACUUAAAGCUAAAGUUUCCGGAUGAGAAAGAGGACAUUCUUCUGCUGAGGUCCAUCAUUGAUGUUAACCUUCCCAAAUUUUUGGCCCAUGACCUGCCACUGUUUGAGGGAAUCACUUCAGAUCUCUUUCCUGGUGUACAACUUCCCAAACCAGACUACACUGUCCUGCUGGAGGCCAUAAAUGAGAAUUGUGAAAAGAUGAACCUCCAGAUGACAGAUUUCUUUGCAGAGAAGAUCCUGCAGAUUUUUGAGAUGAUGAUCGUGCGUCAUGGCUUUAUGAUGGUUGGAGAGCCGUUUGGCGGGAAAACGUGCGCCUAUCGAGUCCUCGCUGCUGCCUUGAACGAUGUCUUCGAAAAGGGUCUGAUGGAAGAGAACAAGGUUCUCAUCACUGUUAUUAAUCCCAAGUCCAUCACAAUGGGUCAGCUUUAUGGUCAGUUCGACCCUGUCUCUCAUGAGUGGUCAGAUGGUAUACUUGCUGUCAGCUACAGAACGUUUGCCAACUCUCAGACACCGGAAAGGAAGUGGCUAAUCUUUGAUGGCCCUGUGGAUGCAGUGUGGAUCGAGAACAUGAACACAGUACUUGACGACAAUAAGAAACUGUGUCUAAUGAGCGGUGAGAUCAUCCAAAUGUCUCCUCAAAUGAGCCUCAUUUUUGAACCCAUGGACCUGGAGGUGGCUUCACCUGCCACGGUGUCUCGCUGUGGUAUGAUCUACAUGGAGCCUCAUAUGCUGGGCUGGAGGCCAUUAAUGGUGUCCUGGAUCAACACUCUGCCAUCCACACUGACUUGUGUGCACAAAGAUCUCAUUGCCAGCCUCUUCGACCGCAUGAUGCCCGCCUGCCUGCAGUUUGUCCGCAAAGCCACCAAGGAGCUGUCUCCAACGUCAGACACCAAUCUCGCUCGCUCCCUGAUGAACCUGAUGGAUUGUAUGAUGGAUGAGUUCAAAGAUGAGCGCCAGAUGAAGGCUCUAAGCGAGAAAGAUAUGUGCUCCUGGCUUGAGUGUAUUUUUGUCUUCUGUCUGGUGUGGUCAGUGGGUGCCAGCUGCACAGAGCCUGGAAGAGUAAAGUUUAAUGCUCUGGUUAGGGAGCUGCUUACAGGCGCUCUGUCUAAGAAGACACGAGACACUCACGGCAUCCUGGAGCAAGUAGAAGCACCCAGCAAGCAGCUCACAGUGCCCUUACCUGCUGAGGGGAGUGUCUAUGAUUAUUACUUUAUCAAAAAGGGUGCAGGCAAAUGGGAGCUGUGGGUCACGCAGCUGAAGCAGGCGCCAAUGAUCCCCAGAAGCGCUCAGUUCAAUGAGAUUAUCGUACCCACAGUGGAUACAGUGCGCUAUACAGCUCUAAUGGAGAUGCUCAUCACCCACCAGAAGCCCACCAUAUUUGUGGGCCCUACAGGAACUGGCAAAAGCGUGUACAUCACAGACUUUCUGUUAAAGCGACUCAACAAGGAUAUAUACAAUCCUCUGCUCAUCAACUUUUCAGCGCAAACCUCAGCUGCACAGACUCAGAACAUCAUCAUGUCUAAGUUGGACAAACGACGCAAAGGAGUGUUUGGUGCCCCACUCGGACAAAGGAUGGUGGUGUUCGUGGAUGAUGUGAAUAUGCCUGCAAGAGAGACGUAUGGUGCUCAGCCUCCUGUGGAGCUUCUACGCCAGUGGCUGGAUCACUGGAACUGGUACGACAUGAAGGACUGCUCCACAAUCAACCUGGUGGACAUACAGCUGAUGUGUGCCAUGGGGCCUCCUGGUGGUGGGAGAAACCCAGUGACACCUCGUUUCCUCCGGCAUUUUAACACAGUAACGAUCAAUGAAUUCGAUGAGACGACCAUGCAAACCAUUUUCACCAGAAUCCUGGAAUGGCACUUAACUAUACGGUUUAACUUUCAUGCAACAUUUUCCAUACUCACGUCUCAGAUUGUGUGUGCCACCAUGACAGUGUAUCAGGAGGCCACUAAGAACCUUCUGCCUACCCCUGACAAGUCUCACUAUCUUUUCAACCUGCGUGAUUUCUCCCGUGUUAUCCAGGGCAUUUGUUUAUCUCGCCCAGAGAGUGCAGAUGACCCCAAAGCUAUUAAACGCUUGUGGGUGCAUGAGGUACAAAGAGUUUUUUACGACCGCUUAGUUGACCCAUCAGACCGAACCUGGAUGGUGGGGUUCUUGCAGACGGUCUGCAAGUCCCUCCUAAAGGAGGAUUUUCAUCAGCUCUUCAACCACCUUGACUUAGACUCUGAUGGACGUGUAACUGAAGAUGACUUGCGCAGUCUCUUGUUUUGUGAUUUUCAUGAUUCUAAGGGUGAAGACCGAAACUAUCGUGAAGUUGGUGACCUUGAUAAGCUACGGCAAGUGGUUGAGGCCCACCUAGAGGACUUUAACAACAUCAGCAAGGCACCAAUGAACCUUGUACUUUUCCGAUUUGCCAUUGAGCAUGUCUGUAGGAUCUCCCGUAUCCUAAAACAGCCACGAGGUCAUGCACUCCUGGUUGGUGUUGGAGGUAGUGGUCGGCAGUCUCUGACUCGCCUGGCUGCUCACAUGGCUGAAGCCGAACUUUUCCAGGUGGAGAUCUCUAAGAGUUAUGGCAUGACGGAAUGGCGUGAUGACCUUAAACAGAUUAUGCGCAAAUCAACAUUCGGGGAUACCCAUGGCGUCUUCCUCUUCACUGACACACAGAUUAAGAUGGAGUCGUUCCUUGAAGAUGUUAGCAAUUUGCUCAACACAGGCGAGGUUCCUAAUCUCUUUCCUGUGGAUGAGAAGCAAGACAUCUGUGAACGUAUGCGGGUCCUGGAUCGCCAGCGGGAGAGGGAUAAGCAAACAGAUGGAAGUUCUCUGGCUCUGUUUAACAUGUUUGUAGAGCGCUGCCGUAGUCAGUUGCAUGUGGUGCUGGCCAUGAGUCCAAUAGGUGAUGCCUUCCGAGGCCGUCUGCGACGUUUCCCUGCACUUAUCAACUGCUGCACCAUAGACUGGUUCCAGAGCUGGCCAGAUGAUGCUCUACAGGCUGUGGCAAGUCGGUUCCUGGAGGACACUGAGAUGACACAGGAUGUCCGCACUGGCUGCAUAGACAUGUGCCAGAAAUUCCACACUUCCACCAUCAAUCUUUCAUCACGCUUUCUUAUUGAGCUGCAGCGCCAUAACUACGUUACCCCAACCUCCUACCUGGAGCUCAUCUCCACCUUCAAAGUUCUGCUGAAGGCUAAGAGAGCCGAGGUCAUGCAGCUAAAACAGCGCUAUGAGGUCGGCCUGGAGAAGCUGAACUCUGCUGAAUCUCAAGUGACCGUCAUGAAAGAUGAACUAGAAGAACUUCAGCCAAAGCUCGGGGUGGCUAGCAAAAAGGUAGAUGAGAUGAUGGUGGUGAUUGAGCAUGAAUCUUUGGAGGUGGCCAAGACCGAGAAGGUGGUUCGCGUAGAUGAAGCGGAGGCAAAUGAAAAGGCUAUGGCUGCCAAGGCUAUCAAAGAUGAGUGUGAUGCAGACUUGGCUGUUGCUAUGCCCAUCCUGGAGGCAGCUUUAGCCGCACUUGAUACACUUACUCAACAGGACAUUACACUGGUGAAGUCCAUGAAAAACCCUCCAGGUGGAGUCAAACUCGUGAUGGAGGCGAUUUGUAUCCUUAAAGGCAUAAAACCUGAACGCAUCGCCGAUCCUUCCAGUCCGGGCAAAAAGAUUGAGGACUUCUGGGGCCCAGCCAAGAAGCUUCUGGGUGACAUGAAAUUCCUGCAGAGUCUGCACGAUUACAACAGAGACAACAUUCCAGCUGCUUACAUGGCGAUCAUACGCAGCAAAUACAUCAGCAACCCAGAUUUUGUCCCUGAGAAAAUCCGGUCAGCAUCCACUGCAGCUGAGGGCCUUUGCAAGUGGGUCUGUGCUAUGGAAGCUUACGACAAGGUUGCGAAAGUUGUGGCUCCUAAGAAAGAGAAGUUGGCGGAAGCAGAAGCUAAGCUAAAGGUAGCCUCAGAAAGCCUCCAAAAGAAGCAGGCAGCCUUAAAGGAGGUCCAGGACAAACUGGACAAACUUCAGGAGACUCUGGAGGCCAACAAAGACAAAAAGACUUACCUGGAAAAUCAGGUGGAGCUGUGUCGUAAGAAGAAGGAAAGAGCAGAACAGCUAAUUGGCGGUUUAGGAGGAGAGAAGACGCGUUGGAGUGAGCUGGCAUUGAACCUGGGAGACCUUUUUAACAAUCUAACUGGAGAUAUUCUCAUCUCAGCUGCUAUAGUAGCCUACCUCGGGCCUUUUACAUUGAGUUAUAGACAGAGUUCUAUAGACGAAUGGAUCAAGCUGUGCAAGGCUAAAGGGAUCCCGAGCUCCAAGAAUGUGACUCUGAAGCAGUCUCUGGGAGAUCCGGUGAAAAUCAGAAGCUGGACUAUCGCUGGUCUUCCAUCAGAUAGUUUCUCCAUUGACAGCGCCAUCAUCAUCUCGAACGCAAGGCGAUGGCCUCUGAUGAUCGACCCACAGGGCCAAGCAAACAAGUGGGUUAAGAACAUGGAGAAGGACACCAGCCUACAAGUUAUCAAACUGAGUGACAGUGAUUAUGUGAGGACGCUGGAGAAUUGCAUUCAGUUUGGCAGGCCAGUGCUGCUGGAAAAUGUAGGUGAGGAGCUGGACGCCAUUCUUGAGCCUCUGCUGCUGAAGCAGACGUUUAAGCAGGGUGGGAGCGUAUGUAUCCGGCUGGGAGACUCCACCAUAGAGUACUCACCCAACUUCCGCUUCUACAUCACCACAAAACUACGCAACCCACACUAUCUGCCAGAGACUUCAGUCAAGGUGACUCUUCUGAAUUUCAUGAUCACACCUGAGGGAAUUCAAGACCAGCUGCUUGGUAUAGUAGUGGCUAGAGAAAGACCAGACCUAGAGGAGGAGAAACAAGCCCUCAUCCUUCAGGGAGCGGAAAACAAGAAAAUGCUUCAAGUGCUCGAAGACAAGAUCUUGGAAGUACUGUCAUCAUCUGAAGGGAACAUCCUGGAGGAUGAGGUGGCUGUGGAGAUACUCUCCUCCUCCAAAGUGCUGGCCAAUGAAAUCUCAGAGAAGCAGGCUGUGGCUGAGGAGACUGAAAAAAUGAUUGAUGAAACACGUUUGGGCUACAAACCCAUCUCCAUCCACUCUGGCAUCUUGUUCUUCUCCAUCGCUGAUCUAGCCAACAUUGAACCCAUGUACCAGUACUCACUCACCUGGUUCAUCAAUCUUUUCAACUCCUCCAUCGACAACUCGGACAAGAGCGAUGUUCUGGAGCAGAGAUUGCAGAUAUUAAAAGACCAUUUUACCUACUCGCUUUAUGUCAAUGUGUGUCGCUCACUCUUCGAGAAAGACAAGCUGCUCUUCUCCUUCUGCCUCAGUGUCAACCUUCUUAAACAUCAAGGAUGUAUUGACGAGAAUGAGUGGCGCUUUCUGCUGACGGGUGGCGUGGGUCUGGAUAACCCUCACGCCAAACCCUGCACUUGGCUGACCAAGAAAUCAUGGGAUGAGAUCUGUCGCUUGGAUGAGCUGGUGCGCUUCAAUGGCCUGCGAAAAAACCUGGAACAGUUCAGUGAUGGAUGGAAAGAAGUAUAUGACAGCAAGGAACCUCAUCAUACACCUUUCCCUGAAAAAUGGGAAAAGAAUCUGGUACAAUUUCAAAGAAUGUUGGUUGUGCGCUGCCUGAGACCAGACAAGAUUAUUCCUAUGGUGCAGGAGUUUGUGUUAAGCAGCUUGGGACAGCGGUUUAUCGAGGUGCCUCCCUUUAACCUGGGGGGCGCAUUUUCCGACAGUCACAGCUGCGCUCCCCUCAUCUUCAUCCUUUCACCAGGCUCCGACCCCAUGGCAGCUCUCCUGAAGUUUGGGGAAGAACAGGGCUUCAAGGGCAGCAAGCUGACCUCACUGUCACUGGGCCAAGGUCAGGGUCCCAUCGCCAUGAAUAUGAUUGAAGUGGGAAAGAGGGACGGAACCUGGGUGGUGCUGCAAAACUGCCACCUGGCCACGUCCUGGAUGACAACGCUGGAGCGAGUUUGUGAGGAGCUCAACCCAGACAACACUCAUCCAGACUUCCGUCUGUGGCUGACAAGUUACCCCUCACCUAACUUCCCAGUGGCCAUACUUCAGAACGGUGUCAAGAUGACAAACGAGGCCCCCAAGGGCUUGCGUUCCAACAUUGUUGGCUCCCUUAAUAUGGACCCCAUCUCUAAUCCGGGCUUCUUUAACAGCAGCUCGAAGCCGAUGAUAUUCAAGAAGCUUCUGUAUGGUCUGUGUUUCUUUCAUGCUCUUAUCCAAGAGCGAAGGAAGUUCGGACCCCUGGGCUGGAACAUUCCUUAUGAGUUCAAUGAAACUGACCUGCGGGUCUCAGUCCAGCAAUUGCAUAUGUUUCUUAGCCAAUAUGAAAAUGUGCCGUUCGAUGCUCUCUGCUACAUGACAGGAGAGUGUAACUAUGGAGGACGUGUGACGGAUGACUGGGACCGCCGAACCCUCCGCACCAUCCUCUCCAUCUUCUACACACACAAGAUAAUUGAAGAACCGGAGUACAAGUUUGACCCAAGUGGGAUUUACUACUCACCACCUGAAGGAGAGCUUAACAGCUACAUAGAGUACACCAAAGCCCUCCCAUUGUACCCGUCGCCUGAAAUCUUUGGCAUGAACGCCAACGCUGACAUCUCCAAGGACCAAGUGGAAACGCAACUUCUGUUUGACAGCAUCCUGCUAACUCAGUCGCGCAUGACAGGCGGUGAUGCUAAGUCCUCUGACGAUACAGUGUUCGGUGUAGCGGCGGACAUUUUGAGCAAACUACCACCUGACUUUGACACAGAAGCAGCCAUGCGCAAGUAUCCCACCAGUUACAAACAGAGCAUGAACACGGUGCUGGUGCAGGAGAUGGGUCGCUUCAACAAGCUGCUGCGGACAAUCCGCGAUUCAUGUAUCAACAUUCAGAAGGCCGUCAAGGGGCUGGUGGUGAUGUCAGCCGAGUUAGAGGAAGUAGCAACGAGCAUCCUAAGGACCCGUAUUCCAGGAAUGUGGAUGAAAAAGUCAUACCCAAGCCUCAAACCUCUCGGAGGAUACGUUAAUGACUUCCUGCUGAGGCUCAAAUUCUUACAGGACUGGUAUGAUAUCAGUAUGCCAGCUGUGUUCUGGAUGUCAGGCUUCUUCUUUACACAAGCUUUUCUAACCGGAGGUCAGCAGAACUAUGCUCGCAAACACACUAUCCCUAUCGACUUGCUCACCUUUGACUUCCAGGUCAUGGAUGACGUGGACUUCACUGAGCCGCCUGAGGACGGUGUCUACAUCCGGGGUUUGUUCUUGGAAGGAGCACGCUGGGACAGAGAAAAGAAGCUUCUGGGAGAGUCUUACCCUAAGAUCCUCCAUGACACCAUGCCAGUGAUCUGGCUCAAACCCAUGAAGGAACAGGAGAUCCCUAAGCGGCAAUGCUACCUUUCCCCCGUGUAUAAGACUAGUGAAAGAAGAGGAACGCUGUCCACCACAGGCCACUCCACCAAUUAUGUAAUUUCCAUGACCCUCAACACAGACAUCCCACCUGAGCACUGGAUUCGUCGCGGAGUUGCUCUGCUUUGCCAGCUAGACUCAUAAAGAAAGAGUUCGUAAUGGUGGAAUAUUCAGUCAACCACUUACACUGCUAAUAUUUACACAUUUCACAAUCACUUUAUACAGUUAUAGUGUUUACAAAAAGACUCUUUGCUCAUGCUGUUAACAGAAACGAUUAACUAUACUCUUAUAGUGUUAACAAAACUACUUACCUUUACUGAGAGACUGUUAACCAAAACUUUUAUUUAUUUUUUUUUACAUUGAUUAGCCAUCACAUGAAAUCCACCUGCCUAGUAUUUUGUAGCUACUACUUGUGCAAUUAUAACAAAUGGUUAACAACUGUACAAAAUACUGUGGUAUCUGGCACAAAGAUCUUAGCAGCAUAUUGUUUAAGAUCAUGUAAGUUGUGAGGUGAGGCCUCCCUAGAUUGGACUUGGUCCAUUGGUCCAUCACAUUUCAGGGAUCCUUGAUUGAAUUGAGAUCUGGGAAAUUUGGAGGUCAAGUCAACACCUUAACCUCUUAUCAAGCAACAGUGUUUGCAGUGUGGCAGGGUGCAUCAUCCUGCUAAAAGAGGCUACUGCUAUAAGGGAAUAAUGACGUUGCCAUUAAGGUGUACUUUGUCUGCAGCAAUGUUUCUGUAAGUGGAAUGUAUCAAAAUAACAGCCAUAUGAAUGCCAAGACCCAAGAUUUCUCGGCAGAACAUUGCCAAAAGCAUUACAAAGGCUCCAAUAGAAAGCCAAUAGAGUUUUUGGUGGUCAUGACCGCUUGGAUCGGCGGGUCAGGCCACAGUCAAUGCAUGAUUUGUCAGCUAUGAGGUGCAGAACUUUUGAGAGAUUUGCAGUCUGCAGUGCUAAUGAUGGACACACAUUCCACAUUGCUUUAGCUUACCGUAGCUAUUUGGAUUAGAUUUUGGUUAGCUUAUGACGCUGCUAUCUAUAAUGUUAUUUAGCACAAACACUUUGGCUCCAGGUGGCUAAAAUACUUGUUUAUGUAGCUUACAGAUUUUUGUGAUAUUCAGACUUUUAAAAAAAGUUCAGUUGUUGUAUGACAUUACAAAAGCUUGUGUUACC
This is a messenger RNA of Clarias gariepinus (North African catfish), 12854 nucleotides long. Its product is annotated as dynein axonemal heavy chain 7-like. Gene Ontology annotation, cellular component: dynein complex. Lineage: Eukaryota; Metazoa; Chordata; Actinopteri; Siluriformes; Clariidae. The record is from RefSeq and is a predicted model, not a curated record. Gene Ontology annotation, biological process: microtubule-based movement. The transcript has 63 exons. Gene Ontology annotation, molecular function: dynein intermediate chain binding; ATP binding; dynein light intermediate chain binding. Bases 16 to 11829 code for a protein of 3937 amino acids.